AUGAAGCUGGUCCUGGUCUUCAUGCUGGCCGCCAUCCCCAUUUGCUGCUAUGCCAGCAGUGAGUUCUGUGGAGGAGUGGGCAGUGGGUUCUCUGGAGGGGUGGGCAGUUCUGGCUGCCAUGCAAUGGAUGAUAUCAUUGCACAGACUAUUAACUCAUCAGUGUCUGUGGCUGAGUAUCAGGGCCUGGUUAAGCAAUACGCACCUCUUCCUUAUGACCAAAAGGCUUUGGGCAAAUUGAAACAAUGUUUCCUGGACCAGUCUGAGGAGACUCUGGCCAAUGUUAAAGUGCUGGUGGAUGCUGUAUACAACAGUAAAGACUGUCCACAGUCUGCCUAA
Messenger RNA from Chionomys nivalis (European snow vole), 336 nucleotides. RefSeq names its product secretoglobin family 2A member 2-like. The record is from RefSeq and is a predicted model, not a curated record. Bases 1 to 336 code for a protein of 111 amino acids. The transcript is spliced from 3 exons. Gene Ontology annotation, biological process: androgen receptor signaling pathway. Lineage: Eukaryota; Metazoa; Chordata; Mammalia; Rodentia; Cricetidae.